GAGACCAGCCGAGAGAGAAAAUAAGAGAAAUAAAGGAACCGAAGACCAACAUAUUGAUGGGAAAUGUCGGAAGCAGUUGCUACUGAGGUCAGAGAGGUGGCCUUUUUUGGCCCUACCGGCGGAUGCGCGCUUGCGGCGCUGGAGUUGGCGCUUGGGAGCGGGUGUCGGUGUUCUGCCUGUUUGUCUCCGUGCCCCCCCCCGCUCACCUCCCCCGCACCCUAUCGUGUAUUCCCGCCGGGAAAAUCGACUAACUCACCGUACCCAACCAGUAACCCGUCGUCCCUCCCACCUCCGCAGCCAACUCUCAACUCUAUCGGCGGAAACACUGGAAAACUUGACAAUAAUAGAAGGCACCGUCCAAACUCCCGCUGCCGUCCUCGAUACACUCCGCUCGCAAACGAAUCCCUCCUUCCCCCGGAAGUAUAUAAUCUCGGGGAUCGGCGGAGUGCCAAAGUUCGGCUUUAACCCGUUCCGCCCGACCUUGGAUAAUCCGCACGUAUGCCAGGAAGCCGGCGAGGCUAUUUUAUCCGGACUCCGCCAACUCAAGAGUGGAGUGGCCGAAGGGGAGUGGCGGCAGCCGUUGCUGGCGGUGAUCAGUACUACCGGGUUGGUUCCCGGGGAAUUGCCAUUCGUGAUGAAGCCUUUGUACGGGAUACUUAAGAUUCCGCAUGAGGACAAGGUCAAGAUGGAGGGUGUUGUGACUGGCGCGGAGGAAGGUUUGGUAAGGUGGAUUGUGGCCAGGGCCGGGCUGCUGACGGAUGGGCCGGCUGGAGGUGCGGUGCGCGCGGGGUACGCGGGGAGGAUUAGGAACGGGAGUGGGAAGUGGGGGGAUGUCCAGGGCGUUGCCGUCGGGUAUAGGAUUUCUAGGGGGGAUGUGGGGAGAUGGCUGUUUGAGGAGGUUAUUGGUCAAGAUGGCGGGGAGUGGGUUGGGAGGAAGGUUUGCCUUGUUUAU
Tuber aestivum (summer truffle) is the source of this 952-nucleotide messenger RNA. NCBI's taxonomy places the organism in Eukaryota, Fungi, Ascomycota, Pezizomycetes, Pezizales, Tuberaceae. The record is from the annotation of a GenBank genome assembly.